This is a messenger RNA of Ostreococcus tauri, 264 nucleotides long. RefSeq names its product unnamed product. The record is from RefSeq and is a predicted model, not a curated record. Bases 1 to 264 code for a protein of 87 amino acids. The transcript has a single exon. NCBI's taxonomy places the organism in Eukaryota, Viridiplantae, Chlorophyta, Mamiellophyceae, Mamiellales, Bathycoccaceae.
AUGGCGCGCGCGAUGCCGUCGUCGACGGACGCGCGGGGGGCGAAGCGCGCGAUCGACGUCGCGUCCGCGGCGUCGGCGUCGAGGGAUCAUCCGCGGGCGAAGCGACGGGACGUCGACGGCGCGGCGGAGGCGCGUGGCGACGCGACGGCGCGCGGGGCGUUCCGUCGCUUCGAACGCGACGUCGUGGACCUCGCGCGCGCGCUCGCGCUCGACGACGACGCUCGAGGGACGUUUCCCGUGGAUCCGUCGGGGCGACGGCGGUGA